UACAACCAUUGCCGUCUUUACAAGGAGCCAAUAAUUUGCCAUCAUUGCCAGCCGUCAUCACCCGCCCCUGUUACCAACAUGUUAACCUCCGCUUCACCAUCAUCGCCUACUUUGUCAUCGAAACUGGUUUCAUCGCGUCUUAAAGGGCUUCAACGCCGCUCCAUCUCCAUCAUCCUCUCCAUCAUGGUCAUCAUCAACCCAAACCCAAACUGCCCACCGGCAUCUCCACGAGUUCACGGCUCUUUGGGCGGCUCUUGGAUGAUGAGGGAUGUUGCUGGGCAACAAGUAGUGAAGUCAUCACCGUCCUCGAGCAAGAAACCAGGGGACGAGGCGGAGACCGAGUAGGAGGAGUCAAUCAGUGUCGCGGACUCAGAGGCGGAAGCAGCUCCAAGUUCCUGACGGUGGUCUUGUUUUGGUCUUGACCUGCCUGUACACACGGUUCCUGGAGCUCAUUACCGGACCAAACGCCGUAGUUCCACCCCCGGCGGCGCUCAGCGCGCCGGUGUCGUCAUCAGUGUCGGUUCUUUUCUCGCGAUCAGAACCGUCGGCACAAUGUCGACGUGCUCAGGAAAGUGGAAGAAUUUCCGCACCCAUCCCUCGUGAAAAAAAGGAAUAGAACUUGGGAUUUGGAGUUUCACGGAGUGAGAUGGCGGAACCGAACACGGAACCUCUUAAAAACAGCCUCGAUGCGCAGCAGAGCGAGCGUUUACGUGGACACCGGUUCCGAAGAGCAGCGCUUACGAAGCCCAGUUACUGUCACGGCUGCAGCGCCUUUAUCUGGGGUCUGAUCGGGUUCCAAUGCGAAGUGUGUAACUUCAUGUCUCAUGAAAAAUGUCUGAAGACUCAAGGAUCCACGUGUCCAACUAUGAUGGCCUCAUUGGUUAAGGUCCCUGUGUCGCACUGCUUUGGCCUGUCCUGCCACAGGAAAGGUUUCUGUUCCGUCUGCAGGAAACAGAUAGAGGAAAAAGCUGCUCUACGCUGUGAAGUGUGUGAGCUCCAUGUUCAUAUUGACUGUGUAGCCUUCAGUGUUGCUGACUGUCGCGAGUGUCAUCUGGACAAAACCCUGCUUCAGGUAUGUAUGUGCCAUGGUGCACAAGAGACUGUGCAUGUGUGUCCUCACACGAGUGUGUUGCAGAGGUCACCCCUGCUUCAUCACUGGCGAGAGGGGAACUUGGGCCCAGAUGCACGCUGCAGUGUAUGCAAGCGCUCUUGUGGCUCCGGUGAGGUUCCGACUGGAACCAGCUGUGAGUGGUGUGGGAUCAAGGCCCACUCUGCGUGUGCCCCUCAUCUGGCCCCGGAGUGCACCUUGGGCCAGCUUCACAGCAUGAUCCUCCCUCCCGACUGUGUUUACCUGAAAUCGUUGACCUUCACCCCAAACCAGACAUACAGAAUCCUGGAACCAGUCAACGCAUUUGAUGUGUGUCCUCGGGAGAUGGGCCCAGACGUUCGCACUGCCUCAGUGAGCGACUCUGUCAAGGUAUUUGACGGCAAUGAUGCACUGAGACGUGGAGACUUCCGGCUAGUGCCAGUGUCCAAGACAACCCGGCUCCAGGAGCUGCUGGAGGCUGCACUCCAGGUUUUCUACCUGCCCUGCGACCAACAGAGCUAUGAGCUGGAGGCGCUGGAUAACAAUGUCCAGAGUGGUUUUGCAGGAGGAGCCUGGCUGCUGAGAUUCAGAGGACCGGACAGCACUAUCCGGGUUAAUCUGGACUGGGCCGGGUCUUGGCAAAUGUUCAACUGCAGAAUUUCAGCAGACAGUACAACAGAAUCGGUCCUGGCUGACACCCUGGCUCACCUGCACACUGAGAGCCAGUCAGUUUCCAACUUCCAGCUCCAAGAGGUUUAUGUCAAUGGUAGACAAGUCCAGACGCAGAUCUUGGCUCAUGGGCAGAACAUAGCGGAGAAACUUCAACAGAUCAGAGCGGAGUCUUUGCGGCGGAUGAACCAAACCUGCUUUUACAUCGCUAAGAAGCAGAACUUUUCAGUGGAGUCUGAGCUGCUGAUCCGAGGCCUGCCCCUCCUGCUGGACAGAGAGCGCUACUGGGAGCUGCUCCAGAAGCACUUGAGCCCAGACAGUCGCCUGGUGAAGAUGAGCAAUGUGUAUGCAGGUCAAGGGGAGGUGGUUCUGCUGGUCUCCUGUGGCUUAGAAGCACAUAGAAUCUUUACGUUAACUGGAUCCACAAGAGUAGAGAAACAGAGUCUCACAUCGCUCGUCGUCCCAAAGAUUAUGCACCAGAACCUGGACCAGGACAGCAGUCCCCUGCUGGUCUUUGUCAACCAAAAAUCUGGAGGCCUGAAAGGGUCAGAACUUCUGUAUAAGUUCAGGAAACUUCUGAAUCCUCAUCAAGUGAUUGACCUGUGCAACUGCGGAUGCUUGAUAGGGUUUCACAUAUUCCGGGAGCUGCCAUCAUUCAGGGUUCUGGUGUGCGGCGGCGAUGGUACCGUGGGCUGGGUCCUUGGUGUUCUGGAAGCAGUCCGAAACAAACUUUUGUGCCGCGAUCCAGCCUUUGGAAUCUUGCCGCUCGGAACAGGUAAUGACCUGGCGCGGAUACUGGGCUGGGGCUCCGGUUACUCGGGGGAGGAUCUUGCUCUAUACCUGAGCUGUAUGAAUGAAGCGGAGGAAGUUCUGAUGGACCGCUGGACCAUCCUGUUGGACAGUCCAGACCAACCACCCAAGAUCGUCCAUAUGAAUAACUACUUUGGUCUUGGGAUUGAUGCUGAGCUCAGUCUGGACUUCCACUUGGCAAGAGAGGACGAGCCUGGCAAGUUCACCAGCAGUUUCCACAACAAAGGUGUGUAUGUGAAAGUAGGUCUGCAGAAGAUCACCGCCACCCGGAGUCUUCACAGACAUCUGGCGGUCCAGGUCGAUGGUCAGAACCUUCUGCUGCCGAACAUUGAGGGUCUGAUCUUCCUCAACAUCCCGAGUUGGGGUUCUGGUGCUGACCUCUGGGGGUCAGAGGUUGAUAGCUCCUAUCGAGAACCGAGCAUUGCUGAUGGACUCCUGGAGGUUGUUGGUGUGACUGGAGUGGUUCACAUGGGCCAGGUCCAGGGCGGCCUCCGGUCGGGAAUCCGUCUUGCUCAGGGCAGCUACAUCAGGCUGAGUCUUAGUAAGGCCACUGCCGUCCAGGUGGAUGGUGAGCCGUGGAUCCAGCAGCCUGGGGACAUCAUCGUCUCUGCAGCUGGGCCCAAGGUUCGCAUGCUGAGGAAGGGCAUGGGCAGAAAAAACUGAGCGGUUUCAUGAACAACACAACACGUGUGGGUGGAACCCCAUAACCUCUGUCACGCUUGGACCUCACAUUACCGUCGCAACCGCGACAAAGACUGAACCAAGCAGACAACAAAGUCAUGGGCAGCGACACAAAGGUAGGACGUGAAACAAGAUGACGUCCUCGGCACAACAGAAUCGGACCAUCCCUACAGCGUGCUCAGAGAAAAUGAGAUUCCUGUGAUCGUUCGUUCCCAAGACUAAACUUCCUUAUAUCUCCAUGACACCUGCAGGAGACAUGAUCACCUGCUGAAGCUGACCUGAUGUAAUGUUGUCAUGAAGGCUAUUGUGUAUUGUGCAACCUUUGUCACUGUUCGAAUAGCAGAAAUGCUGUGUUUGUAACCAAGCAGUGAGUGGACGCAGCUGCAGUUGUCUUUGUUAAUGUUCCAGUCACAACGCCGUUAGACGUCUAACCAGACUCCUCCGAACGCUAACAAGUCCACAAUUGCUCAUGCUGAGUUUAGCAUUAGACGUGGAACUGAAUGUUACAAAUCCCUGUGAGUGCCUCGUAGCUGUUGUGAGAAUCAUCCUGUUGUUUCAACUGAAGAAAACAGCAGCAAAGGUGACCGGAAGGAGCAGCACGUCUCUUCUGCUGCGUCCGCUUGGUCAUUUUAUUGAUAUUUGAUAACAAGUAAACACAAUUUUUUGUUUGGUUUUUAUCUCAA
Molecule: messenger RNA, 3930 nt
Organism: Synchiropus splendidus (mandarinfish)
Lineage: Eukaryota; Metazoa; Chordata; Actinopteri; Syngnathiformes; Callionymidae
Product: diacylglycerol kinase theta-like
Exons: 22
Coding region: 647-3229 (860 amino acids)
Biological process (GO): intracellular signal transduction; lipid phosphorylation; diacylglycerol metabolic process
Molecular function (GO): ATP-dependent diacylglycerol kinase activity
Source: RefSeq, a predicted model, not a curated record